This is a messenger RNA of Miscanthus lutarioriparius, 1923 nucleotides long. NCBI's taxonomy places the organism in Eukaryota, Viridiplantae, Streptophyta, Magnoliopsida, Poales, Poaceae. The record is from the annotation of a GenBank genome assembly.
AUGGCUACGUCUAACGCGACAGUGGCAAUUGAAGAUUGGGUGCCAGAGCGCGACGUCUCAGCUGGGCUAUCCAGGAAUCCAGAAUUAACGGCGGCGAAGAUGUCUGUGAGCCAUGCGGAGGACAUUGAGAUAUCGCUGUGCGGCGGCAACUCGGAGGAUGAGCGGCGGCGGCGCAAGAUCGGCUCGCUGCGGCGGAAGGCCAUCCACGCGCUCAAGAAGCGAGGGAGGCGCCGCGUCGACUUCCGCUUCCCGCCGGCGGCCAUCUCCAUCGAGGACGUCCGCGACGCCGAGGAGGAGCGCGACGUCGCCUCUUUCCGGGAGCGCCUCGCGGCGCACCGCCUCCUCCCCGAGAAGCAUGAUGACUACCACAUGAUGCUAAGGUUCCUGAAGGCCAGGAAGUUCGAAGCCGAGAAGGCAAUGCAGAUGUGGUCAGAGAUGCUGAAAUGGAGGAAGGAGUUCGGAACUGACACGAUCCUUGAGGAUUUUGUUUUUGAGGAACUGGAUGAUGUGCUGCGCUACUACCCUCAGGGCUACCAUGGUGUUGACCGUGAAGGCCGGCCGGUGUACAUUGAGAGGCUAGGGAAGGUGGAUCCGAACAAGCUCAUGCAGAUCACGUCGGUGGAUCGCUACAUCAAGUACCAUGUCCAGGAGUUUGAGAGGGCCUUCAGGGAGAGGUUCCCUGCCUGCACAUUGGCUGCUAAGAGGCACAUUGACUCCACCACUACCAUCUUGGACGUCCAGGGUGUGGGGUUUAAGAAUUUCUCCAAGACUGCAAGAGAACUAGUACACCGGAUGCAGAAGAUUGAUAGUGACUAUUAUCCUGAGACACUCCACCAAAUGUUUGUCGUGAACGCUGGCAGUGGAUUCAAGUGGAUCUGGAAUAGUGUGAAGGGCUUCCUUGACCCAAAAACUUCAUCCAAGAUUCAUGUGCUCGGUUCGAACUACCAGAGUAGGCUUCUUGAAGUAAUAGAUUCGAGUGAGUUGCCAGAAUUCCUUGGUGGUUCAUGCACAUGUAGUGACAAGGGUGGUUGUCUUGGAUCGAACAAAGGGCCGUGGAAUGAUCCUUAUAUAUUGAAGCUGAUCCACAAUUUGGAAGCUGGAUGCGUGAGGGAAAUCAAACCUGUUUCUGAGGGGGACGAAAGAAAGUCUUCCUUUCGGCUGGAACAGAUGAAAUGGCAGGGCAUGUUAAGUGAUACAUCAAAUGCUGAAUCAGGAUCUGAUGUUGAUGAUUUUGGUCCGUCAUUUGUUCAUAAAGUUUCUGACUAUGGUUGCUUGACUCCAGUUCAUGAGGAAGUAAAGGGCACAGAUUGUGCAACAUACUUAAGCUGUGAUGAUCAAAGUCACCCGGAUAUGGCUCCUGAAUCUUAUCAUGGAGUGCGACGAAUUACUGAAAUGGUGCAGAAACCAAUGGCUGAUUUCAGGCAAUAUUCCACCAACAGAAGGCCUUGUGAUUUAGGGAACAAUGCUCUUAAUGUCAACGGCACUGUUGUUCAAAGGGGCUGGGAAAAUGUGGUGAAGCUAGUAGUUACAGCUUUGAUCAAGCUCUCUUCCUUCAUCCGGCUUUUCAUCUCUAGAGCUGAGAGGAGGCUUGAGAACGUCAAUCGCCCUGCUCCACCAGCAACCCCAGCAGCAGAGAAGCCAAAGCCUCGAGUCGUCAGUGAUGAAGAGGUGUGUGCCUGCCUACAGCGUCUCGACAAUCUCGAAUCGCUGUACAAUCACCUUGCCACCAAACCGCCGCAGAUCCCAGAGGACAAGGAACUCAUUCUGUUGAGCUCAUUCGAGCGGAUCAGAUCUGUUGAGGCUGACCUUGAGAAGACCAAAAGAACGUUGAAUGCGACCGUGGCGAAGCAGAAAGCAUUGGUGGAGACUCUGGAAUCUGUACAGGAGUCGUCUAGAGUCAAGAAGCGGAUGUUCUGUUCAUAG